Molecule: messenger RNA, 237 nt
Organism: Diaporthe amygdali
Lineage: Eukaryota; Fungi; Ascomycota; Sordariomycetes; Diaporthales; Diaporthaceae
Exons: 1
Coding region: 1-237 (78 amino acids)
Source: RefSeq, a predicted model, not a curated record
AUGUUCCCACUUUCCCAAUCUCCGGUUCCAUACAUUCUCCCAAAUGUCAGUAACUCCUUCAUCCUUGACCUGAACUUCAGGCUGGCAGCACACAACAAAUCACCUAUGAUCCGGGAUUCAGGUUCCCAAACACCGAAAGUAUACACUGCGGAUGAUAGGUCUCACAUGUACACUGCAGAUGAUAGGUCUCAUGCAUAUUCCAUCCCUGCCUUUAUCAUCGUUGAAUACACAACUUGA